Messenger RNA from Mus pahari (shrew mouse), 2466 nucleotides. RefSeq names its product serum response factor binding protein 1 (gene Srfbp1). The coding region runs from base 22 to 1350 and encodes 442 amino acids. Gene Ontology annotation, biological process: maturation of SSU-rRNA. NCBI's taxonomy places the organism in Eukaryota, Metazoa, Chordata, Mammalia, Rodentia, Muridae. Gene Ontology annotation, cellular component: nucleus; 90S preribosome. The transcript is spliced from 8 exons. The record is from RefSeq and is a predicted model, not a curated record.
GCCGGUGCUCACGUGCCGGAGAUGGCGGCUGACCCUCUUCCUCCGUCCGCAAUGGCUCAGCCGGGGACUAUGAAUCUCAAUAACGAGGUUGUAAAGAUGAGAAAAGAAGUGAAGCGAAUCCGAGUUCUGGUCAUCCGAAAACUUGUCAGGAGUGUUGGCAGACUGAAGUCCAAAAAGGGCACUGAAGAUGCACUGUUGAAAAACCAAAGGCGAGCCCAACGAUUGCUUGAGGAAAUCCGUGCCAUGAAGGAAUUGAAACCUGAUGUCAUAACUAAAUCUGCUCUUAGUGAGGAUAUCAACUUUGAAAAAACUUGCAAAAAGCCAGAUUCUACUGCAACGGAAAGAGCAAUUGCCAGAUUAGCAGUUCACCCUCUUCUGAAGAAAAAGAUUGAUGUGCUAAAAGCCGCUGUCCAGGCCUUCAAAGACGCAAGGCAGAGUGCUCCAGCGGCCGAAUCAUCUGAGAGUACUUCUGGAGAAGGCCGGUGUAAGGACAUUGCAGGGUCACAGGAUGAUGCAAAGGAGUCACAGCAUCCUGAAAGAAGUGUUGUCAGUGAGCAGAGGGCAAAGGACACCAACACAGCAGCAAAGAAGGCAGGAAGUGGUUCAAAAGAAAAACUGGCCAAGACAGAGCAAGGACCCAAAGCAGUGACCACUCCAGGGUCUCAGGGGAAGCCUUCAGGAAAGGGUGCUGGGGUUAACUCUGAACACCAGGGGUCCCCAGCCCCAGGAGACAACAACCAGGGGAAAGCCUCAACCAGAACCCCAGAGAAGGACAGCGUUUGUGAGCCUGCUGAUAACGGUGUCAGUGAGGGAGAGGAGAGCGAGGAGGAAAAGGAGUAUUUUGAUGACAGCACUGAAGAAAGGUUCUACAAACAGUCUUCUGCAUCUGAGGACAGCGACAGUGGUGACGACUUCUUCAUUGGAAAAGUCAGACGGACAAGAAAGAAGGAAUGUGGUGUCCAUUCCUCGGCCAAGGAACUGAAGCCCUUCCCAAAGGUGUCAUCUAAAACAAAUGCACUUGAAACCCACUGGGAUGUAAGAAACGAUAGACACAGGCCAAUUCCAGAAGCCAGGAAGCUAGAAUCCGUGUUUUUCCACUCGUUGGCUGGACCUAAAAGCUCCAGAAGGGAUCCCAGAGAACAGGCCCCGAAGAAUAAAGCCCCAGAUUUUCCAGAAAAUGAACCUCCAGUCAAGAAGCAGUUUACAAAGAGUGCACACAGAGGCUUUGAGAGUGGGAGGCAGCCGAUGCAGGCACCUCUGCAUCCUUCCUGGGAAGCAAGCAGGAGGCGGAAGGAACAGCAGUCCAAAAUCACUGUGUUUCAGGGGAAAAAAAUUACAUUUGAUGAUUGAUUUGAUGCUUGCUGCCUCUUUGCAAGCUUUCUGUCAAAAUUUUUGGUUUUGUUUUUAACUAAUGUGUUUUAAAUACGUCUCUUUGAAAGAGUUAUAAAACAUAUUGCUUGUUUUUCUUUCUUUAUGUGAGUUUGGGGAAUAUUUACGUAAUCUUUUUACAGAUCUCUAAAUUUGUUUCGUAAGAAUGCUUGCCCCAAAUUAUUUCUUACAUAAGGUAAUUUAGAUAUUACAGAAUUUUAGGUUUUCUCAUUCAUGAUUACAAAAUAUCUUUUGCUAGUUAAGCGUUCCUUUUGCCUUGAAAAUAAGGCAAACGGAGCUUAGGAGAUGGCUCACUUCCUGAGGCCCAAUGGCCUGAGUUUGACCCCUGUGAUUCCCUUGGUAUGAGGGCAGAACCAACUCACAACAGUCGUUCUCUGGUUGCACAUACAGUGUGGCAUAUGCCUAUGUUCACAUGCAUAUGUUCAUACAUAUAAUAAAUGUCAUAUAAAAAUGUUAGGACAUAAAGUAAUAGUGGGAAAAUAAAAUAGGACUAAAAAAUAUUUUUAUAAGCAAAACAGAAAUGGCAAUUUUCACUGUGGAUAUAGAAAUAGUCUAUAAAUAAAUAUUUAUCAUGUUACUUGUAACUUUUAUCUUGCAGUGUUUGAGCAACUUGCUUAUGUGUAGCAGCACACCAAAAGUUAAGUUCUAAGUAUCCCUGCAAUAAGUAUUUCCAUUCUUUGAAGAAUGGAUCAAUAGAACCCUAGUUUUUCUGUCCAUGGACCAAGUCCAGGAUACGGUGUUCAUGGUACAGAGAAGUUAUGCAUGGUGUCUAGUCACUUAGCCAUAUAUUGGGGUACAGCACUGGGAAUUGAACCUAGGGCCUCAGGCAUUCUAGGUCUUAUAUGUGCUCUAUCACUGAGGACCUUGCUGUGUGGCUCAAAUAGGCCUGAGUUUUUACUCUCACGGUACCACGAUGCAGGUAUUUUAACGUGUAUUGAAAUGUGUAGAAGAGGGAUUGAAGUGGCUAAAUACUUCAUACGGUACAGUAACUUUAAAGGAAAAGAGGUUUUUAAAAGAUCUUCAACUGUUUGCCUUUUUACUACUGUGGAAGACAAGAAAGAUCAUCAGUUAAUUAAA